UUCACCUCCAAGACAUAUUAGGUGUAUUCAUAAUUUCAUAUAAGUCAUAUUGCACCAAUUAUUCAUUCCUUAGGAUUUUUAGCAUUAACUCUAGAAGAUAUUCAUAAUCAAUCAAUCAAUAAUUACGAACCUCCCACAUUAAUCUUCAAUAUCAAGUCAUACUUAAUUCCUAAAUAAUUUUUUCCCAAAUACAACAAACAAAAUUAGCCUAAUUAAUAUCUGCUCCCCACCUAAUUCCUCAACAUCACAAUACAAAACAUAUGUUAAUUACUAACUCAAUAAUAAAAUAAUAUUUGGAUUAAUGACACAAUCAAUCAUGACCAACCUCCAACUUCAAAAAAAAUUAUAUAAGAAAUUAAAGGAAAUCGAGAACCAGCAUACACUCUCGCCGGCAUGCCGACAAGCCACCGGAACUCAACCGGCGGUGGACUACGUAAUCAUUUCUAACUUGGUUGGACACCUGCCUUUCCCAACCAUUUCUAAAUAAAAUAAGUAAACGGCACUCUUUGUUGGCCUAGAACAGUUAGGUUGGGUCUUAGAGCCUCACGAAGAAGGUGACAUUUCCUCAAAAUAACCCCAAAAGGAUUUCCUAAGAACAGAGCAGAAGGAAAAGAAAAUCACAUAAUCAGAAACAUGUGGUGGACAAUGUUAUGGUUCGGUUUGGUUCAAUAUACAAAACCAACCUGAUAUGAUAUUUAUAUUCUACAUAAAUCAAUUAGAAGUACGGAAACUGUAUCUUGAUCUACAAGCCGAAAUAUAAUUACAAAUUUUAUCAAAUCAAUAUUGAUUGACCUAUUGGGCCAUAUUGAAUUUAGUAACUUGAUCAUAAUUUCUUCUAUGAAUGGUGUAUGAUUUUAUUUUGAAUAACAAAGGUGUUAAUGAAACAACAGAGGUGGAAAAAACAUUCAAGGCGAAAGAGGAGAGAUAAAAAAAAAAAAAAAACACAAAGAGCUAGAAACUAAGAAAAAGUCUCAAAGGAUCAUAAAAGUAUAGGGUCAUCAACUAACAUGAUCAACAAUGUUGUUCAGCACUUUGAGCUAGGAAUAUGAUAUACAUAGUGCGAUUUCUUUGCAUGAUCAAAGUCCAUUAUAAAAUCAAGCCCAAACAUUUUGAUUCGAAAAAUCAAAUCGACUUAAGAGUGCAUAUACGCUAAGUCUAAUCGAACCAUGCAAAGGAUUCGGUCUAAAUCCAACCCGGUUUCCGGUCCAAUUCCCUUACCCCUAUUUAUUUACAAACAUACAAGGACUUCUUACCUCUUACAAAUAGAGAGAAAAAGGAAAUGGAAAGAAAAGAACAGAGAACAGUGCUACUGAAGACUUGAAAGCCACAAUAAGAUAUUUGAGCGCCCCUAUAAAACCCACCAUUAUUGUCCACUUCUUCUCCUCAGCACCCCAAAAAACAAACAUUUUCUCCUGUUUCACUCUCCCCCUUCCGCCAUUGCCAGACUCCCCUGCUUCUGCUUGGAGCUCUGAAGCAGAGCAAUAGCAAAAAAACAGAGUGAGAAAUAGUUCACAUUUCUCAGCUCCACCAGAGAUGAAAUGUACACUCCUUGAUUAGCUGCUUAAGAUCUCGCCCAACCAUUCCAAUCUCCCCCCCUUUUCUUCCAGAUCUAACCCCCUUUUUUUCCAGCCUUCCAAUUCGUUGGCUGUGUCUGAAAAAAAAGCGAAGGAGGAGGAGAAAGAAUGGAGUACACGACGAGGGCAAUUCCGGAAUCGUUCCGGGGAGCGAGAGACGACUUUACGCUUCAAUUCUCGAUGGUGUGGGAUCAGAUCAGAGCUCCGUUGAUCGUCCCACUGCUCCGGCUGGCCGUCGCCGUCUGUCUAAUAAUGUCGGUCAUGCUGUUCAUCGAGCGGGUGUACAUGGGCGUCGUCAUUAUUCUGAUCAAACUGUUCGGCCGGAGGCCGGAGAAGCGGUAUAAAUGGGAGCCGAUGAAGGACGACGUCGAGCUGGGCAACUCCGGCUACCCCAUGGUCUUGAUCCAAGUCCCAAUGUACAACGAACGUGAGGUGUAUCAGCUUUCGAUCGGAGCAGCUUGUGGGCUAUCUUGGCCAUCGGACCGGAUCAUAAUUCAAGUGCUUGACGAUUCGACCGAUCCCACGAUAAAGGACAUGGUGGAGUUAGAGUGCCAGAGAUGGGCAAGCAAAGGGAUCAACAUCAAGUACGAAAUUAGAGACAAUAGGAAUGGGUACAAGGCGGGAGCCUUGAAGGAAGGAAUGAAGCGAAGCUACGUUAAGAACUGCCACUAUGUGGCGAUAUUCGAUGCCGAUUUCCAGCCCGAGCCCGAUUUCUUGUGGCGCACCAUCCCCUUCCUCGUGCACAACCCUGAGAUCGGUCUAGUUCAAGCCCGUUGGAAAUUCGUGAAUGCUGACGAAUGCCUGAUGACAAGAAUGCAAGAGAUGUCAUUGAACUACCAUUUCUCCGUCGAACAAGAAGUCGGGUCCUCCACCUACGCCUUCUUCGGGUUCAACGGCACGGCGGGUGUGUGGAGGAUCGGCGCACUGAAUGAAGCCGGCGGGUGGAAGGACAGAACCACCGUCGAGGACAUGGACCUCGCCGUCCGGGCCAGUCUUAAGGGCUGGAAGUUCUUGUACCUCGACGACCUCAGGGUGAAAAAUGAGCUGCCAAGUACGUUCAAGGCCUACCGUUAUCAGCAGCACCGGUGGUCUUGUGGUCCAGCCAACCUCUUCAGGAAGAUGAUCAAGGAAAUCGUCAUGAACAAGAAAGUGACACUGUGGAAGAAAGUCCAUGUGAUCUACAGCUUCUUCUUCGUCCGGAAGAUUGUAGCCCACAUCAUCACCUUCGUAUUCUACUGCGUCGUCUUGCCUGCCACCGUCGUGGUACCUGAAGUGGAGGUCCCCAAGUGGGGGCUCGUCUACAUUCCCUCUAUCAUUACCGUCCUCAACUCGGUCGGCACUCCUAGGUCACUCCACUUGGUGAUCUUCUGGAUCGUGUUUGAGAACGUCAUAUCCCUCCAUCGAACUAAGGCCACCUUCAUAGGCUUGCUGGAGGCAGGGAGGGUGAAUGAAUGGAUCGUGACUGAGAAGCUAGGCGAUGCCCUUAAGACCAAAUCCACUAAGGCACCCAAGAAGCCUCGAUUCAGACUCAGCGAGAGGCUUCAUGUCUUGGAGAUUCUGACCGGGUUUUAUCUCCUGACCUGUGGCUUAUACGACCUGGCCUACGGUCAAUAUCGCUACUACUUGUACCUCUUCGUUCAAGCCGUAGCGUUCUUCAUUGUUGGAUCGGGUUAUGUCGGCACAUUCGUCUCUCAUUCUUGAUGAACACGCGCGAUGUGAUAUUUAGCGAUGAAAAUGCUCGCCGCUGAAUUUCUCAACUUGGUUGGUUGGGGUGGGGAGAAAAAUAUUACUCCUUUGUUGUUCUUACACUUCCUCUUCUUAUUUAUUUUGUGUAAAGGGUGGCGAAAGAAAGACCGACCAUCAUAUUCAAUUCUUUUGGGGUUGGGGGCAUAAAAAGUGUUGGAGGAUGGAACGAAGAAGAGAAGGGUUAUUGGGGUAAAUUUCCUAUCUAGGAUUUCUUGUGAAUAUAUGUGAUAGUAAAAGUUGAAAGAAAUUAAAAGAGGUAUUUGGAAAGAAUUGUUACAUUUUACAUACGAGAGGUGGGCAAUAGAAAGAAGAGGUAAAUAGAAGAACAAAGUUGUUUGUGUUCUAAGUAGAGUUGAAAAAAUGUAUUUGUGAGUUGCAGCAAUUUGUUUUGGGUCGGUUAUACUUUUUUUCUAUAGCUACCAAUGUUGGGGUUUGAAAUUUAGGUUGGAAGGAAUAAAUAAAUAAAAAUUAUUCCUUUUAUGUGGUUUUCAUGACAUAGUUGAUAAGUCAAUUCAAUGAAUAAUCUGGUGUUUAGUUAAGGAUGUACACUUUGCAGUGGCAAGACCACUCCACUAAUUUGUAGUUUUCCAUCAAAUUUUGGGAGCUAGUCAUUUAAGGUUAGAAAAGGUUAUGUAUAUGAAGUAAUCUCAGGAUUUUGUGACCCCUUACUUGAAGUAGUAAUAUGAUGUUUUAUCGGAACAUUUUAUAUGAAAAAUACACAGAGUUAUUGUAUUGAUGGAUUAAUAUAUUGCAAUCUAUUCCAUUUGAUUACCAUAUAAUUACAGGAGCUAAUGUGCAACGGUAACAUAUGUGUAAAAAAAGUACAUAUAAUAUAGAAAAAAAAAUGAAAAUGUAUUAUAAUGUUAAAUCUUCAAUAAUCACUACUUUUUUUUUCCAGUCAAGCAUUACUCAAGUAGGUGUGUUUUAGGUUCAAUCCAACCACAGAUGUGCACUUCACUAGUAGGUAGGAUGUCUUCCAUCGCAUCAUCAUCAUAGUCGAACAUGUGAUAUUUACACAUAUCUAGCAAAUAUAACACAAUACUUCCUUUGAAAAAACAUUUAGGGAAGAUUAUUUUGUUUCCAUUCCUAGAAUUUUCGCCACAGUGGAGAAAAUUCUUUCUACAAAAAGAUUGUUUACUAGAAAGCACACAAAAAAGAAUCACUAUAUUUCAUCAAAAAAGAAAAAAAAAUGCAAUCGAAUGCUACAACGAUCUGGAACCCUUUUUGGAGACAAAUCUCCUCUCGCUCCCUGAGUAUCCUCGCUCAAUCCAGUCAUCCACCGGAUAUAAAAGACUAGAUUAUUAGAGAACAUACCGAUUUUCACCUCUAUUCAUAUAUAUAAAAGAUUAGUCAUGACUCAUGACUAGGUAGGAUCUUAAAUAUUUUUUCCUUACAAUUACAUAAAAUGAGGGGGUAUUUGGAAAAAAUUGUUACUAGGUAGGAUCUUAAAUCUCCUAUCUAAGAUUUCUUGUGAAUAUGUGUGGUAGUAAAGGUCGAAAGAAAUUAAAGCGAGUAUUUGGAAAGAAUUGUUACAUUUUUACAUACGAGAGGUGGGCAAUAGAAAGAAAAGAAAAAUGGAAGAACAAAGUUGUUUGUGUUCUAGAGUAGAAAGAGUGUAAUUCUGAGUUGCUGCAAUUGGUUUGAAGUCUAUUAUAUAUAUAAUUUUUAUAGUUACCAAUGUUAGAGGUUCAACUUUGGGUUGGAAGAAAUAAAUAAUUAUUAUAUAUAUCUUUUUGCCUGUUUCUAUCACAUAUUUAAUGAAUCAAUUCAUUGAAU
Linum trigynum is the source of this 5096-nucleotide messenger RNA. The record is from the annotation of a GenBank genome assembly. Lineage: Eukaryota; Viridiplantae; Streptophyta; Magnoliopsida; Malpighiales; Linaceae.